AUGGCUGCAUCCAAGGCUGGGUCCCCAACGCGAGACUCAACCAACGGCGAUGUCGAGAAGAACUCCGCGAUUCACACAGAGAUCGCUGCCCUUGCCACGAUUAACGACCCCCAAUCUAUGACAACACAUGCAGAAGAUCCGAUAGAGGCCAAGAAGGUCAUUCGCAAGAUCGACUACCGCCUGCUACCGUUGAUGAUAUUCCUCUAUACUCUCACAUUCCUCGACCGAGUCAACAUUGGCAACGCUCGGCUAUGGCAUCUUGAGAGAGACUUGGGCUUGGUGGGAUAUCAAUACAAUAUCGCUGUGCUCGUCUUCUUCAUUCCGGUCAUUCUUUUCGAAAUUCCGUCCAACAUUAUGCUUUCGCGCGUCAAGCCUCGAUAUUGGAUUUCUGGCCUCGUCUUCGGUUUCGGCCUUACUGUUUGCCUGGCUGGAUUCUGUACAAACUUCGCAGGCCUGAUCGUCGCCCGGAUGUUCAUUGGAGCAUUCGAAGCUGGCAUGCUUCCAGGCUGCCUGUACCUGCUUUCAUCCUGGUAUCGAAGACACGAACUCCUUACACGGGUUGCGCUACUCAUGGUCGCCAACGACAUCGCAGGCUCAAUAUCAGGACUCCUGGGAGCUGGACUUGGUUCUCUCGAUGGCCUUGCUGGAUAUAGUGGUUGGAGCUGGAUCUUCUUUCUGGAAGGAGGAUUCACAGCUAUUGCAGCCCUCGCAGCCUUCUUCUUCCUUCCGCCAUUUCCAGAAGAGUCGAAGUUCCUGUCCAAGGAGGAAAAGGAGUGGUUACUCCGUCGCCUCCGACAAGAUACUGCCGGUGGCCCGCUGGACCAGAAAAUGGGACUGAAAGGUUCAGUAAAGGCACUCGCAGACUGGAAGGUCAUGAUUGCAGGCAUGCUAUAUCUGUCAGUCUGCGUUACAGCAUACUCGAUCUCGGUGUUCCAACCCACUAUCCUUGCAACAUUCGGUUGGGGAGGUAUCAAGGCUAACCUCCUGUCGGCACCCGUUCGGAUUGCCUCUGCCAUCUUCUCUGUUGCCGUUGGUAUAUGGAGUGAUAAAGCCAAGAAGCGUGGGGUCUUCGCCAUUGGAGGAUAUACAGUAUCCAUCAUUGGCAGCAUCAUGGUUAUGACGGUCCGAUCUCACGCUGUUCGUUACGCUGGCCUUUACCUUGCGGCUAUAGGAAUCUAUAUCUGCCAGCCCCUUGUUCUGGCGUGGGGCGCCAACCAAGUUGUAGGCAAGGUAAAGCGCGGAGUAAUGACCUCGUUCGCCGUUGCAACUGGUCAGUUCGGUGGCAUCAUCACGUCGUUAGUUUUUCCCAAGAAGGACGGACCAAUGUACGUGCCAGGUCUAUCAACAAACGUCGCUUUUGCGUUUGCUGGUAUCUGUGCCGCAAGCUUUCUAUGGGGCUAUGGCUCUUGGGAGAACAAGCAGCGUGAGGCUGGAAAGCGAGAUCAUCUGAGAGCCCUUCCUCAAGAAGAGCAAGAUCUUCUUGGUGAAAAACAUCCUGACUUUAGAUUCACCCACUGA
Cyphellophora europaea CBS 101466 is the source of this 1518-nucleotide messenger RNA. RefSeq lists its product as uncharacterized. Gene Ontology annotation, cellular component: plasma membrane. Lineage: Eukaryota; Fungi; Ascomycota; Eurotiomycetes; Chaetothyriales; Cyphellophoraceae. Gene Ontology annotation, molecular function: transmembrane transporter activity. The record is from RefSeq and is a predicted model, not a curated record. Bases 1 to 1518 code for a protein of 505 amino acids. The transcript is spliced from 3 exons. Gene Ontology annotation, biological process: transmembrane transport.